AUGACAACGGAAUCAGCCAAGAGGCAAAAGUUGGAAGCUACAGAAAGCCUCAAAGUUUACUUACGAUCCUCCGAAGCCAAAUUACCAACAAAAGGAUCAGCAUUGGCUGCUGGCUAUGACCUCUAUUCUUCAGAAGAUGCACAAAUCCCAGCUCAUGGUCAAGGAUUAGUCAGUACUGACAUCUCUAUAAUUGUGCCUAUUGGUACAUAUGGUCGUGUGGCACCUCGUUCGGGGCUUGCUGUCAAACAUGGUAUUUCAACUGGUGCAGGUGUCAUUGACGCUGAUUAUCGAGGUGAAGUUAAAGUUGUCUUGUUCAACCAUUCUGAAAAGAACUUUGAUGUUAAAAAGGGCGAUAGAAUUGCUCAAUUGGUUUUAGAAAGAAUUGUUAAUGCUGAUAUUGAAGAAAUUACUGAGGAAGCAUUGACGAGCACUGAGCGAGGUGAAGGUGGAUUUGGAUCCACAGGUAAGAAUUGA
Lodderomyces parapsilosis is the source of this 474-nucleotide messenger RNA. RefSeq names its product bifunctional dITP/dUTP diphosphatase (gene DUT1). The coding region runs from base 1 to 474 and encodes 157 amino acids. The record is from RefSeq and is a predicted model, not a curated record. Gene Ontology annotation, biological process: dUMP biosynthetic process; dUTP catabolic process. Gene Ontology annotation, molecular function: magnesium ion binding; dUTP diphosphatase activity. NCBI's taxonomy places the organism in Eukaryota, Fungi, Ascomycota, Pichiomycetes, Serinales, Debaryomycetaceae. The transcript has a single exon.